UUACACAUAUUUUGAAGUCACUUUUCUAGCCAGAUUUUGUACCAACCAUGGUUGUCGCAUGGUUCCUGGUCCUGUUUAGUGUGCAGUCAGUUAUAUCCGACGAAGAUGUAAGAGAUUUUAACGCGUCGCGUCUGUUUAGGCUAUUUAAAGAUCUAGCGCAAUACAGACCUAACGAUGUCAACGACCACGACGUCACGUUUUACUUAUUCACAAGACAAGAAUCCAACGUACCGAUACCUCUACAAGGAAAUACCACCAUUGACUUAAGCAAAAACAGCAAAUUAAUAAUACACGGCUGGAUUGACAACCACAAUAGGUCGUGGUAUCACCACUUAACAGACGCCUAUUUGACCCACGGUGAUUACAACGUCAUCCACGUGGACUGGGGGAGGGUUUCUAAGUCAUUUUAUGCAUCUUCAGCCGCUAACACUCAAAUCGUUGGCAGAUACGUGGCAACUUUCCUUCUAAAUCAUCAGUUUCCACCAAAAAAGGUCCACUUAAUCGGGCACUCGUUAGGUGCGCAUAUCGCAGGCUAUGCAGCCGAUAUAGUUGAAAAGAACCUAACCACCAAAAUUAGAAGAAUUUCGGCGUUAGAUCCGGCUGGACCGGGUUUCAGCAGCGUGGUUUUGGGGUUAGAAAAACCACUGGUUCGUGAAAACGCGGAAGUGGUGGAUGUGUACCACACUGAUGGUGGUUUUCUUGGGUUGUUCAUACCACUCGGAUCUUUCGAUGUUUAUAUCAACGGUGGCGUAAGAAUUCAGCCCGACUGUAGAUCAGCUCUUGGUAAUUUUACCGCUGGAUUAUUAUUUGAAGAACUUUAUUGUAGCCACACCAGAUCUUACGUUUAUUUCACGGAGAUUGUGGAUAGCACUAAAUUCACUUGUGCAAAGUGUGGUUCUUUGUUCCAGCAGAUGCUAGAUAGUUGUAAUUUAAACAAGAAGUACGUGUUUGGGGCUGAAGAUAUAGACGAAACGUAUACUGGUGUAUGUUUUGUGGACACAUCAAAAUAAUCAAUAAAUAUAACU
Molecule: messenger RNA, 1025 nt
Organism: Zophobas morio
Lineage: Eukaryota; Metazoa; Arthropoda; Insecta; Coleoptera; Tenebrionidae
Product: endothelial lipase-like
Exons: 4
Coding region: 48-1010 (320 amino acids)
Biological process (GO): lipid catabolic process
Molecular function (GO): lipase activity
Source: RefSeq, a predicted model, not a curated record